Messenger RNA from Syzygium oleosum, 2277 nucleotides. RefSeq names its product aspartic proteinase nepenthesin-1-like. Lineage: Eukaryota; Viridiplantae; Streptophyta; Magnoliopsida; Myrtales; Myrtaceae. Gene Ontology annotation, cellular component: extracellular region. The transcript is spliced from 3 exons. The coding region runs from base 581 to 2137 and encodes 518 amino acids. The record is from RefSeq and is a predicted model, not a curated record.
GGACAUAAUUCAUGUAUUUCAAUGACAUUAAAUGCAUCUUUGAAAUUUGAGCACAAGAGAGAGCAUAUCUAUUUUGGGAUGGACCAUCCUUGUUGUGAACCGUUUAAUUUGUGCAACAAAACUGUCGCAUGCCAAGGCAUGCCCUUGCUGUGCUUGGGGCUUACAAGGAACAAAAGAGGAAAGAACCAGCUGGCCUUUAGUGAGGGAAAGGAGAGGGGCAUAAUCAGGUUUGGCCAUUUCGUUGCUUCAAGUGAAGGUAAGAUAAGCCUGCAUGUUCACCAGACCAGGGAGGAAGUUCCAAGUGUCGCCAGUGCAUUCAACAAAGGAUGAAAGAUCUCUGUGUCUUUCUCAGUUAUUGAAUAAUAAUGCCUUUGAUGGUGUCCAGUUCUAGUCAGGUCGUCUUUCCUAGAUGUAUAUAUUUAUUUAAGGCCAAUCCUCCCUACUUAAAUUUCACUUUCAAAAAUUUAAUGCUUUAGGGGUUCUUGAUCAGUACAAGUAUAACCACUUUUUUCAUUACUUGAUUUAAUCUUUAAUACCAGCAGUUGAAGCUCUCUAGUCUCUAGCUUCUCCUUUCAACUCCAUGGCAACAUUAUUAGCAUCACACCGUCGAUUUCUCUCUCUUAUCAUAACCAUGAUUUCGAUUGUUCUUGCUUUCCUCUGCUUGACCACCACAAUGGCCGAAGUGAUAGCCGCAAGAAGCCACCGACAAUAUGCCGUGAAACUUAUUCACUGGAAUUCUGUUCUCUCUCCGUAUUACACAACUGAUGCAAACAUGUCCAAACCAGCUACUCGUGCAGUCAGAAGCUCUAUGGCGCGUCUGGCCUACUUGGAAGCAAAAGCCACCGGCACCUUUUUUGCCCCCAAUGACGUCCGUGGCCGCUUUGUUGCAGAAGAGGGCGCGACACAGCUCAUGGUGAAUCUCUCGAUAGGCCAGCCCCCUGUGCAGCAACUAACGACCAUGGACACGGGGAGCGGCUUGCUCUGGAUCCAAUGCCUGCCUUGCACAAAGUGCUUUGAGCAAUCAAACCCGCUUUUCGAUCCUUCCAAAUCCUCCACGUAUGCGAACUUAUCAUGCACUUCUCCUUACUGCACCUACUUGCCUCCGGGCGACAGAUGCAACCCAGCCAACUAUUGUAAAUUCUCCAACAGCUACCUCGAUGGAAUCACCGUGAAGGGGCUCUUCGGCACGGAGACGCUCACGUUCGAGACGUCCGACGAGGGGGAAGCGAAGAUCUCGAAUAUGGUCAUCGGGUGUGGCCAUGACAAUGAUGGUUACAAUGACCAGCCUAGUGGGAUCAUGGGCCUUGGCCCUGAGAAUGUGUCUCUGGCUACAAAAAUGGGGUCUAAAUUCUCUUUCUGCAUUGGAAGCUUAAAAGACCCUCACUAUGCUCAUAACCAACUGAUUUUAGGUGAUGAUGCUGUGACUGAAGGGGACUCGACCCCAUUGGAGGUCUUCAAUAACCUCUACUUCCUAACUUUGGAAGGAAUCAGCGUUGGAGGGAAAAUGCUCAACAUCGACCCUGCGGUGUUCUGGAGGACGCCGUCUGGCACGGGUGGGGUCGUCAUCGACUCCGGAACCACGAUCAUCCUCCUAACGUGGAACGCAUUUGAUCCUCUCAGCAAGGAGGUUCAGAGGCUGCUGAAUGGGUCCUUCGAGCGGGUUGAGAACCCAUACAGCCCGUCCGGCUUAUGCUACAAGGGAAACAUGAGCAGUGACCUCACCGGGUUCCCCAUGGUCGGGCUUCACUUCGCUGGUGGGGCCAUUCUAGGACUAGAUGUGGAGAGCUUUUUUCAUGAUAAUGGACCAGAGACAUCAGGUGAAGGCGGAGUUUUAGUCGACACGGGAUCAGUACUGACUUGGCUGAAGACAGAUGGCUACGUUCCACUCCAGAACGAAGUCCAGAGCUUGCUUGACAAGCGAGGCUUAAGGAGGGUCAAAUACGGGCACAACCUGGCGAUGCUGUGUUACGCGGGGACUGCAGAGAGAGAGGUGAGCGAUUUUCCGGUGGUGGCGCUUCAUUUUGAUGGGGGGGUCAAGCUGAACAUGACCGCAAAGAGCUUCUUCUUCCAGAGGAAGCCGGGUUUCUUUUGCAUGGCAGUGGCUGAGAGCCAACCGAGUCUCAAUGGCUGUCUCUAAUUGGAGCGUUGGCUCAACAGCAUCACAAUUUCGGGUACGACAAUGCUCAAGGGAAGAUCUUCUUCGAAAGAAUUGAAUGUGAACAGCUUGCUGAAUGACUUAUGUGUCAAGUCAAUAAUAAGACAAUAAUUUAUGCUCCA